AUGGCCGACAGCAGCAGCAGCAGCCUCGGGGCCAUCCAGGCCGCCUUCAGCCCACGCAUCGCCCUCUUCCCCAGCAGCCAGGCCGAGCAGCACAUCUGCACGCCCAACAACAUCAGCCACUUCCACAGCCUGCUCGACCCCUUCCACAUCAUCCCCCGAGUCACCGUCCGCCACGCAAACUACGCCACAGCCACCCUCGACGCACUCGCACUCUCCUUCACCCAGAACCAGCCCGAGCAGCCAUUCACCACCCCGCACACCAUCCCCAAACCAUCCGACCAGCCCACGAGCCCCGCCAGGCCACCCCCAGCCACCCGCAUCCGCAUCAAGCACGACCACCACUGGCUCGGGCCAGCCGAGGAGGAGGAGGCCGACUACCCCCAGCCCCCCACGCCCUGGUACAGCGCAUUCCUCGCCCGCCUCCUCGCCCACCGCCCCCUCCUCCCACACGACCACGCCUCACACCCCCUCGCAGCCAUCCUCAUCGCAUCCACCAGCCACCCCGACCCGCUCCAGGAAUUCGCAGCCCUCCACCAGCGCGCCGCCAGGGACGGCCCCGGCUGGCCAUCCCACCACGAAUGGCUCGAAACGGGCACCAUCCUGCGCUACUACCUGCUCAUCCACCCGAUCUCCCCAGAAGAACCCGACGGAGGCGUCCCCCGCGCCGCCGGCCUGCUCGACGCCCUCAAGCGCAUCUACGGCCUCAACUGCGGCCUGCUCUGCUUCAACUCCGAAAACACCGAGUGGCUGCGCAGGAAACGGAUCGUCGACCACCCGCCCGGCGACCCCCAGCCCAGCCCCACCACGCAGCACGACUACUGGGCCCAGAACAACGGCGCCGGCCAGCUCAUCUCCCACGAGGACAUCCUCGCCCUCAAGCUCCUCCUGCGCGAGUUCACCCUCCAGAGCCUGAUUCCCCACAUCGAGCGCUGUGUCCAGCAGUGGAACGACAGCUUGGCCGCUAACAGGAAGGGAAUCACCGGCCGGCUGUUCAGCGCCGGCUACAAAUACUUCUCCAAGGCGCCCGACUCCUCAUCCACCCCCGAGCACCGCUACAACCCCACCACCUGCUCGUAUCCCCACCAAAGCCAAGAAGCCCAAACCCGCCGUCUGGCCGACUUCUCAUUCAUGCUAGGCGACUACAAGUUUGCCAGCCAGAUGUACGACUAUCUGCGCAAGGACGCGUUCAACGACCAAGCCUGGCCGUACUACUCGUCGGCCACCCAAAUGAUCGGCCUCUGCACCCUGCUACAGUCCUCCUUCAGCCAACGCUCCAAACUCGACAUCGAUCUCCAGCGCUUCCUGUUCGACCAUACUCAACCCACCGCGUCCAUCAGCCAUCUCAGGAUCGUCAUGAUCUACUACGAGAUGGCCAAGUCCUUCGGGAACCCCAGCCUGAUGGCCAGCUCAUUGAUCCGCGUCGCCACCACUGGACAGUACGACGACCUGACCUCGGGCCUGAUUUACGAACAAGUAGCCCGGAUCGUCCCGCCCCGCCAGGCGGCGCUUUACUCCAUCCUGGCCGCCCAUCGCUACGCGUCAGCCGAGCAGAACUGGCUCUCGAAGGUCUGCCUCCAACAGGCGCCCCAGUUCGUCGGCUGGGCGCGGAUCGAAGACUACGUCGACCACAAGAUGGCCCUCAUGGCUGAGCUCGACGCCGAUUGGCCCGCGGCGCUCGUCCGCUACUGGAACGUGCUUCGGCGGAGGAUCCUCUCGGGCGCUGGUGAUGCGGACGAUGAUGAGCUCUAUCUCGACAAAUUCAGAGCGCUGUAUCCAAGGGCUAUCGAGGCCAAUCCGUCCCUGGAACUUCCAAGGAUCGAGGAUAUCUCCCUGUUCGACGUCGAGCGCUGCAAGAUCCGUGUGCCCCACCAGAACCAUCUUCGGGCGUAUCCAGACAUCGAUCCGGCCGUGUGGGAAGAGCUCGGUGCCCGCUGCCCGGGCACCCCUGGCGUGACCAACACACCCAACGAGCCCAGCACGGCGGUCGUCAAUGAGCCUUUCUAUCUCGACUUGCGAGUCCGAAACCCGCUACAAACUUCGAUCCAUGUCACCCAGAUCCAGAUCCAGGUAGCCGACCCCUCCUCUGAUCCUUCAUCAAACCUCGAAAUAGAUCCCGUCGACGACCUCGAACUUCUCCCCCUCGAAAGCCGCGAAGUUUCAGUGAAGCUGGUAUGCAAGCAAGCCGCGAUCAGGGUCGAAAUAACAGAUGUGAAGUUCAGAUUUGAUUCGUUGGUUGAGUGUUCGCAAGGGAUGAAGAAGAAAGGGAAGCGUCUGCAAGCGACGCUGGCCCAGCGGCUGGGACGGGAGUACACGAACGACCAAUCGAUGGUAGUCCGUGUGCGGAAGGAGGUGCCGAUCGUUGAGAUCAUCGGCGCGGGCAGCCUCCCGAUGACGAUCUAUGACGGCGAGAGCUGUAUCUCCAGGAUCUCGAUCCGCAACACCGGCCUCGUCGGGUUGACGCACUUGCAGGCGGUCGUCAGCCACGCCUGCCUCUUCCGCUUCUGCGCAGACCCGCAGCCGCUCAGCGCCGUUCUCUACGAGACGUCGGGCGAUGAUCCGGGGCCCGAUCCGCUCGUGAUCGAGGUCCCGAACCACGUGCUCCCCGAACCGCCCGCCCUGUUGGCGCAGGAUCUCAAGGAGGGGCAAGCCGUGGACGCGGCGCUCGUGUGUCGCGGGGAGGGCGUAGGCCACCACGCCACGUGCUGGCUGUUCGUCUUCCGCCAUGCUACUUCGGGAGAGCUCUUGAGCUUCCGCCAUGUCCAGUACCUCUCCGUCCUGCCCUCGUUGUCGAUCAAGCCGGCCAUUCGACCCAGCCUCACGCCGGAUGCCUUCUACCUUUUGACCCUCGAGCUCGACUGUCUGGCGCUUCCCGAAGACAUCGAGAUCUACCAAGUGUCGAUGAUCAGCACGCACUGGACGAGCAAAUGGCUCAAUGGUACUCCGGGCUCCCCCGCCCUCCUCCGGCUCCCGAAGGGCGCCUCGUCCGUCACCCUGGCCUUCGAGAUCCAUCCCCGCACCGACGCCGUCCAGGACGACCCCACCACACACACGAUGCUCGAGCAGCUCGCGAAACUGCUCAAGAAGGAGCCCUUGGACGAGGCUCCAAUGGCCCGCUCCUCGGUCCGUCCGCUCGUCUCGUUGGCCCAUCCGAUCGCCCAGCCAUGUGUCAGACUGGACGCGCCGACCCUUCUGGACACGAUCCUGACCUCGGACCGCGCGGCGCGGCGGAAAGCUCUGGCGAGCCACUUCACGAGUCUAAGCGGAGCGCAGAUCGGCUCGAUCUUCCCCUGGACGACGGCGGGGAGUGCGUCGAUGGUGGUCUUCUGGCGGGCGACAGGGACGGGCAAGCAGGGCCACCACCAGCUGUCCGGGCUGCGUCUCGGCGCGUCGCUCGACCGGCUCCAUGCCACGCUCGCGCGCGGCGCCGGGACGGCCGGCGGGAUGUAUCGCGAGACCCAGGUGCUUCACAAAACGCUCCUCGCACAGCUCCGCGCCUCCGAGUUCGGCGCCUCCCAGGACCCCGUCGCCGUCCAUGUCUCGCUUGCACACCCCGUCGCCGAGUGGGACUUCGCGACUGCCGGGCCGACGACCGUCCCGGUGACGUUCACGCUCAAGAACCAGUCCCCGACGCGCCCCGCCGCGUACGAGCUAGGGGACGUGGAGAAGACCUGGACCUCGUUCGGACGCCCGGUGGUGUGCUCGGUCGCGGCCGCCGGCGCGGGGGUCCUGGCUCCCGAUCCUGCUCCCGAUCCUGCUCCCGAUCCUGCUGCCGAUCUUGCUGCCGAUCCUGCUGCCGAUGCUGCUCCCGAUCCUGCUGCCGAUCCUGCUGCCGAUCCUGCUCCGGAUCCUGCUGCCGAUCCUGCUGCCGACGAUCCCGGCGCGGGGGCGGGGGACACUCCUGGCUCUCCUCCGAUCGGCGCCCCGCAUCCUCCGGGCGCCCCCCCGCCUCGUCUCGACACCUGA
Puccinia triticina is the source of this 3963-nucleotide messenger RNA. RefSeq lists its product as uncharacterized. Gene Ontology annotation, cellular component: TRAPPIII protein complex; cytoplasmic vesicle; phagophore assembly site. The record is from RefSeq and is a predicted model, not a curated record. Lineage: Eukaryota; Fungi; Basidiomycota; Pucciniomycetes; Pucciniales; Pucciniaceae. The transcript is spliced from 15 exons. Bases 1 to 3963 code for a protein of 1320 amino acids. Gene Ontology annotation, biological process: protein localization to phagophore assembly site; endoplasmic reticulum to Golgi vesicle-mediated transport.